Penaeus chinensis is the source of this 3824-nucleotide messenger RNA. RefSeq lists its product as uncharacterized. The record is from RefSeq and is a predicted model, not a curated record. The coding region runs from base 84 to 419 and encodes 111 amino acids. Lineage: Eukaryota; Metazoa; Arthropoda; Malacostraca; Decapoda; Penaeidae. The transcript has 5 exons.
CCGGAUCCCAAGAGCAUGAGCCUCACUCUUCGCCCAGCCUUGUGCCUGUAACGUUGUGACUCUCGGCUUCUGUUCCCGUGAAGAUGUGCACCAUUGGACACCACCAUCUAGCCAUCCUCCUCCUUCUUGCGCUCCAGGGAACAUCAGCUUUGCAGAGGGAUGUUUAUGCCAAACGCAGCACGUGGUGGACGAAACGGUCCUUGGCUACCAGAUACAACACAGACGAACCCACUCCAGGCUGCAACCUCUUUACAACGAAGGGAGUCGAGUGUGCAAUAGAAAAGUGUUCAGACCAGUAUGGUCUCUGCUCAUACUCAGCCCGGAAUUCUGCAGAACUCAGCCAUUGCUCCUUCCUCUUUCAUUCUUGCGUGUCCAACUGCUUCAAACAGGAUCUCCCAGUAGUACCUUUGACAGUGUAAAGUAGGCGACGCUUAUGCCCAGCUUUGUACCUUGCCCAUCUACAGGCACUGAGCAUUUAAGGUCAAAAACAGAAAGGCAAGGUUCUUGCAUUCGUGUUUUAUUUUUGUAUAGCAACCAAUUUUUUUUUUUUUUUUCUAUUGGUUUCAUAUUUUUUUUUAUAUAUCAGUUCGUUCCUAUACUAUAUUUCAUUGUCUCGUUUUAUUAAUAAGAAUGGAAAAUGGGUAAAUCUGAUAUAGACGGCAAAUUAUCUUACAAAUGAGUCAGAAUGUGUCAAAAUAUAAUUAUCUAAUAAAAAGUUAUGAAUAAGCGUCAAAAUCGAGCAGCCAUUUGCCUGACUGAGAAUAUGGUAUAAGCUAAAUGUCUGAAUUACACAAGUUUUAAAGCUACGUAAGUUUAUUUUAUAUUUUCUCAGUACAGCAAUUAAUGUAACUUUAGUACAUUCGAGCUUACCAACAUUAUCACUUUGUGCACAAACCUCCGCGUUAUCGGUGCCCAGACCGUAAUAAUAAAAGGCCCCAUCCAGACGAACGGGCUGUGUCGGGCAAACACUGUAAACCAAAUAAUGUUCCAAACCAACGCUUAGAGGGUGGUUGGCGGGCACGAGUGUAGGCUGUUUACUGGACAACCACCACGGUCACUACCUCACCACAGCUCGGGCUGGUGUGUGCCCUGCACCCGUGGACAACAACAACACAUAUGUGCCGGGAGGUAGCAGUGCCCGUCGACCUGCCCCUUCAUCCGGAUGGGGCUCAACUGCUACGGACGUUUAAGAUAUGCGCAUUACGGGGCUGUUUUUAGGAAAAGAAUGCUUCGGAGUUUAUGUAGCUCGCUAAAUGACAAAUGUGCUGUAAUGCUAUAUAGAUAUUUCUAGUGAAAAGCUGUAUGUUGUGAUAGGCAUACGAAAUAGGUGAAAUGAUUUUCAAAAGGUAGAGAAUUGUAGUACGAGAUGAAUGAUGAAAUUGUGGUUUGUGGGAUGAUGAUAAUUAUGUCAAAAUGGAUGAAACUAGACAUUUGGUAUUAGAAACGGUUUCAACAUGUGUCAGAAUGUUUCAUAAUGCUAUUUUCAGUGCUUCAGCAUAUGUCAGAAUGUGCCAAAACUAACAGAGGCGCUGUAGCAUCCCUGUAUAUUAGUGAUGAAGAUCCUUCUGUAGAAAACAACAGUUGAUGCUUUACAUCUAUUUUGACGGAGACAAAUUAUAUAAAAAUGUCACCAGACAAUAAAGAAACUGCUGUCAUCUAUGUUUGAUUUCUCUUCGCUGUCCAUAAAAAAUGCAUAAAUGUCAACAAGAACACACUAACACCAAAAUUGUUGCAUAUCAUUGUACUUUACUUUAGUUCCUACUACUUGACAGGAUUUAUUCAACACUUAUUACAACAACAAUUCUUAGACACUCUACCAUCAAAAUAACAUUACUUAUAAAAACAUUGUCUUAUGAGUAGUCACUUUUUAAAAUAAUUUAAGUGACAGCACUUCAGUUAAAAAAAAAAGAAGAAAAAUACUGCAUUGCUUUCGUCAUAACAGGGAAAUAAUGACUAUUUCUUGAACAUCAUAUUAUGAAAAAUGUAAAACCUGAUGGUGAUUAAUUCUAUGCAAGUUCAGGCAAAGAAUAUAAUUGUGCAGACAGUGCUACUACACCUAAGCACAAACAUUUCCUCCAACUACACUGGAACUUUGUGCAAGUGAAUAUAGCGGAAAUCAACCAAAGUGCAAGAUUUACAAAAUGGUGAAAACAUUUAAGUCUUCUGAUAAAACAAAUAUUAAUUCUAAAAAUAUCCCUUGUGUCCAUAGCAUAGGUAAAUAUUUACUCUUGAGUUUAUGAGAUAAAGAAUAAUCAACCACUGUAUUGAUUUAACUGCUAACCUUCAUACAAAAUUGCAAAUUGCAGAAUCCAUUAGCAUCAGGAACAUACAUUGAGGUUGUCAUGAAUAAAAUAAUUAGCUCUGACUGCUUCUCAAUUUAUCAUUUUUAAUGUGUAUCAUUUAACCAUUACAAUAAGUGCCAAUAUAAUGGAACCUAUAAUACAUAACAAAAUAUCCAAAUGAUAUAAAAAUACGAAACAAUCUUCAAAAAGAAAAGCUGUGCAUGACUCUAAAAAAGCAUACAUGACAACAUAUUAUCUCUCAACAAUAAAAGAAAAUAUGUGGUAGUUUACAGUAUACAUCAUCAAAAGAGCUAUACAGAAAAACUCAUCUUGACCAAUGAAAAAUUCUUUUACUGACAUGAGAGAUGCUGAUCCAGCAUUGAUUUUUUGUAUUUCAGGCCUUAUACAUGCUUCCGAUUAACUCAAAAGUGCAGUGUAACUGCCUGAAAUCAAGUCAGUUACUCUAAGUAGAAAAGAAAUUGGAAAUAUAAAACAACUAAGCCUAGUUUUCAUCACAUAUGAUUUGAACUUUACAUGGAAUAAGAACUUCACAUAGGAUCUGAACUUUUCUAAUAUUGCACUUACAGUUCCCAUUCAUAUUCAUAGUUAUUGGUACCUAACCCCUUGGAUCCACGUGAUGUGACCAUGGCAUCAUGAAAAUAUGUUUAAGCAGAAAAAGAGAUAACAUUUCAAUGGGAGGCAAGGUGUCUCGACUUCACACAUGAGUAUCAACGAGGUUCAGGCCUACAAACCACAUACCCAGGGGAAUUACAACUCAAGUAAUUCACUAAUUCACCAGGAUCCAAUUGGUUACACUGACCACACACUGCAAUAUUAAUAUUUACAAUGUUAGAUGUAAUGAAAAUUUCAUUACUUUAUCAAGUUAUGGAUAGGUAAUGUAGUUUGCAUUGCUACAAUGCAAACUAAUAAAUGCCUUACUGCAAUCAUUCUGUGUUGCUUCAUUACAUCACCGACAAGUUCUGAGUGUUUGUAUAAAAUAUGUCAAAUAUUUAUUUAAAAUAUUUUUUGAAAGAACAUACCAUAAACCUUACACAUGGAAUUUUCAAUAGUUAUUCCAUCCAUAAAAAAAAAAACAAUUGUUAUAGUAACUGUGCAUAACAUUAAAUAAAGUAUUGUGCAAACAGACUAACACUAUGCAUAUACCUAUGUGACAUCUCAUACAGUUUCAUUAUUAAAAUAUCACUUGAUUUUUCACAUUCAACAUUUCUGGUCCUUUAUCAUCCAUCUUGUACCGAUUUGCCAUGUUUCAGAGCUAUGAUAAAAUGGUCAACUAUAGCUUAAGGGAAUUCUUCUGUGAUUCUUCAACUUCAACUAAUACUGCUCAUUCCAAGACACAAGGAUGCCAGACUAUAAAAAAACAAAAGGCAUUUAUACAAUUCAUAAAUAUACCCAUAUCCAUUCACACAUACAUGAAGGCACUAACAAUCACAAUCACGCUCACUCUCUCACUCUCUCACUCUCUCACUCUCUCACUCUCUCACUCUCUCACUCUCUCACUCUCUCACUCUCUCACUCUCUCAC